AAGCUAGAACGAAACGUAAAGUGAAAUAACGGAGGAGGCGGCUUGCAUAUUUUACAUUUCUCAAUGGAUCGCUUAGUUUAUCUGACUUGAAUGCCCAAUCCAUGAGAUAUGACAAACGUGCCGUAGUCUAUUUGGAAGUUUGUGAAGUCAGUUCAUCCGUCGUCAGCCAGUCAGUCAGUCAGUCAGGCAGGCAGGCUUCGGGUGGGCUGGCAUAUCUCGAUCGGGUUGCUCUUGUAACUUCAAUUGAGUAGACUCCCGGGCUCUCGUUGGCUGGACCACUGAGGGCUGGACGCACAAGAGCGUCACCACAUGUCAAACAGACGCAGUGGGUCCUGAAUCCACGAACGGUCUUCUAGCAGGAACAACUAUUGAAUUCAAACUGCGGAUUGUGGAGACUCCGCGGACAACUACCUGGAUAACUGCGGUCUUAUCUUUUUGUUGUUGAUUUUCGGUGGACACCACGUGCGUAAUCAUAUGCUACAAAACCUGUGCGUAAUUCUUUUCAGCGAGCGAAACAGUGACCAGCGGGGGGGAAAAGCAAACGCGUACCUUUUUUCUUUUUUUUUCUUUUGCAUGGAAUACUUUUUUUCAAUUUAGCUCACCAUGGCGAACAUACGUUUACAUAUGUUGCAUUUCUUGUUUAUUUUGGAGGCUACAGUUGCGUCAGAAGAACUUGGGAGAACCUCCCGCAUGGUCAGCGGUACCCAAGAAGACGCCGAGCAUCUCUCCAUCUCUGCGUCCUACAGGGACAUGGUCUCCAUCAACAUGUUUAAACUCUAUGAUAACUACAGCAAAGAACCGCAGAGGGAGAAGGAUGGAAACACCGUACGGAGUUUUAAGGCGGUCACAGGGUCCUCCAAGAACAAAGAGUGGUACCAGUUCAACCUGUCCUCCAUCGCCGAGUCCGAGCACAUCCUGUCCGCGACCCUCCACUUCCUCCACAAACGCCCGCGCCUCCCGCGACCUCUGCCCUGCCGUCGCUCCCGCCACCCGUCCUGUGACCACGCCCACCCUCCCCAGCACCCGCACCUCCUGCUCCACGGGACGUCCCGGAACGCCGCCUCGGCCACGCUGCUGGCCAACAUCACCCUGCUCCUGCGCUCGCCCUGGAAGAGAGGGGCGUGGCACGUCCGGGACAUCACCGCCGUCCUGCGCCAGGCCAGGGCGUCCCACCAGCUGCUGAUCACGGCCGAGGUCGCAGACUCCAAGAGGGGCACCGGGAGGAGCCUCCGGGAAAGCCUCAUGCCGCCCGGCACGCCGUACAUGCUGGUGUACGCCGACGACCGCGCCAUCGACGAGCCCAACAGCGUGGCGGUGUCGCUGCAGCGCUACGGCAGCUUUCCGCUCGGGGAGGAAGGAGCUCGCCCGGCGCCGGACACGGCCUCAGCCUCAGCCUCCUCAGCGGCCUCCCCGCCGGCGGCACCCUCCUCGACCGCCUCCAGGACCCGGAGAGAGGUCCCCCCUCCCCUGUCCCUCCUGGAGCAGAUCCAGACCAACGACCUGCCGGAGGUCCACUUCAACACCCUGAAGAACCACGAGCUGUGGCAGAGCACCUACUUCCCGCCCAAGGCCAAGGCGGCGGGGGGGAAGCACGGGCGGAAGCACGGCCAGCAGGAGAGCAGCAGCAGCAGCAGCGUAGGGAGCAGCGAGGGCCGGGGCAAGGUUCCUGAGGUGCUGAGCUUCGACGACAGGACCAUGAAGAAGGCCAGGAGGAAGCAGUGGAGCGAGCCCAGGGUGUGCGCCCGCCGCUACCUCCGGGUGGACUUUGCGGACAUUGGCUGGAGCGAGUGGGUGGUGGCGCCGAAGGCCUUCGAUGCCUACUACUGCUCAGGGACCUGCGGCUUCCCCAUCCCUAAGGUGGUGCGUCCCUCCAACCACGCCACCAUCCAGAGCAUCGUGAGGGCGGUGGGUAUCGUCCCCGGGGUCCCAGAGCCCUGCUGCGUCCCCGACAAGAUGAGCCCGCUCCCCGUGCUCUUCCUGGACCCCAGCCGGAACCUGGUGCUCAAGGUGUACCCCGCCAUGUCCGUGGACACCUGCACCUGCAGGUAGACCUAUAGACCAACACCCAACACCCCAACCCCCCCAAGAUAACCACCAACACCUAACCCCCAUCCACCCGACCCAACCCCCAUCCCAUGGAAGGGUCAGGUGAUUCGGAAGUCACAAUCACAUGGACCAAUGGGGAGGGGAUUUGGGAGUGUAAAGGCUGGUCCAACGGUUACCAGGGCGACAUGACAUUCUUUUCAUGUGCAUCAUCGUGUUCUGCGUCGGAAACAGAAUGAUGGACAGGAUUCCCAGGACAUUUGUCAAACUUCUAAAAAGAUGGAGAGUAUGGACAGUGAUUGGCUGAGACUGAAUCUGAGAGAGUAUUUGGAAAUGAGAAGAGAGCGCACUCAUUGAAAGCCUUGAAAAAAGUUGGGAUUCGACUGAAAAGACUGAACAGGGCAGCAACGUUGAAUCUGCAUGGAAGCAUAUUUACUCUCUAAUGAAAUAAUAACGAUGACUUAUGACGUGUAAAUAGCUAUGUGACUAAUGCAAGUAACUGGUAGUUAUAUUUUGUAAAUACAAGGUUCUGUUGUAGUCAAAGAUGUACUUGCAUGUCUAUAAUUGUUUGUUCAAGCAUUUUACAACAGACCCUUUUAUGUAUUGUAUAUAAUAUGGUGAUGAUGAUUAUAUAUUGAUACCUACUGAGUUAAAUAAUAUUUUAGCAUCGUUUUGUAUCAUUAUUGUUGUUACUGCCACAGAGAUCAAUAAAGGUUGUAGAAUGCUGCCACCUGCUGUGUUCUUUGAAGAAGUGCAGUUACCUGCUAAUGAAGCCCCUAAUAAAAAACGGAUAUGUCCAACUUUAA
This is a messenger RNA of Gadus chalcogrammus (walleye pollock), 2849 nucleotides long. It is a transcript of the gene ifngr1l, whose product is annotated as growth differentiation factor 10b. NCBI's taxonomy places the organism in Eukaryota, Metazoa, Chordata, Actinopteri, Gadiformes, Gadidae. Gene Ontology annotation, biological process: SMAD protein signal transduction; BMP signaling pathway. Gene Ontology annotation, cellular component: extracellular region. Bases 604 to 2049 code for a protein of 481 amino acids. Gene Ontology annotation, molecular function: cytokine activity; growth factor activity. The transcript is spliced from 3 exons. The record is from RefSeq and is a predicted model, not a curated record.